AUGGGUCAGGUUGUGAACGGGGACUACAAAAGGCGAUCGCUGGGCGCAGAUCUCGUCCGAGCACCCUCCUCAGCGAUGAGCGUUUCUAAAGCGACAGCGGGUGCGCUGUGCCUUUCCACGUUCACCUUACUGAUCUCGCUCUAUGCCAUCUACAACAUCUACACGGAUGUGCGAGGUAUCUGGAUGCAGCUUGACGAACAAAUGGUCGAGUUCAAAAUUCAAACCGAUGACAUCUGGACGCAAAUGCUUGGACUUGGUGCAGCUACACCAUCCACUCGUCAACGACGUCAAGGCAAAGAACAGUACGGUGCUUACGAAGCACAAGGAGUAAACGCUGGACCAGUCUGCGGUGAGCUGUCAAUUCAAUUUCUUUGCUUUUGCCGCGGAGAUACCGCGUUCAAGCUAGCUCACUGCUUUUUCGUAUGGGCUGAUAAUUUUUUGUUUAUCAAAAUAAUUUUCGCGAGUCUGUUAUAGUA
This is a messenger RNA of Cylicostephanus goldi, 476 nucleotides long. The record is from the annotation of a GenBank genome assembly. NCBI's taxonomy places the organism in Eukaryota, Metazoa, Nematoda, Chromadorea, Rhabditida, Strongylidae.